AUGGCCAAUAUUGCAGGAAUAAGCGAAAGGGACGAGGAAUACUAUAGAAAAGCUGAGGAUCAAGAGCAAUUCGAGAAUGUGAACGCUGUCGCUCGUCCAGCUGCAACCAAGAUGCGUACGCGUAAACUGAAUGCAUCGCAAAGCAGGUGGCAGGGCUGGCAGCACGACCUCAAGGGCAGUGACUACGAUGAAUUGGUUCACAGAGGAAGGUCUAUCUCCGCGCCACUGGAAGCGAUAGUCUUAGCUGACGAAUUGAGGGAAGCCGACGAAUUGGUAGAGGACGCCUCAUCAUCAGAACCGGGGUCAUCAGGAUCACAGGAACAGGAUAAAGUUGCACAAAUCAAAAGAAGGAAGGUUGAAGAGCUCAUGACGCUCAACGAGUUUCUCAAGAAAUCCAGUGCGGCUGAAGAACAAAAAGAAGAGGAGAAACCGACCCAACAACAAGAAGCGGUUGCAUUACGUGGUCUGGGAAUCAUGCAACGGAAUCACCUAUUGGAGGACACUCUGUACAACAACGAACGAACGACGUUGUGCGAAUUUUUUGGAGCUGCUGAUCAGAAGCCAACACAAACGAAACCUGUUGACAUGUCCAUGUUAAUCAUGGAAGGAGGUUUUGCAGUCACUAAUUAUUGUCAUGACGCGAUAGAUACGAUACUGAUGCGACCGGAUAUGUUCGAUGACGUCGUCGACAACGAACUUCGGAUAUUCCUUCUAGAUACAGCUAAGGCGAAGCACAUUCUGCUCGACGUCAUGCUUCUCCACCCAGAGUUCGUACCUCAAACAUGGGGAGGAGGUAUGCUAGUUAAACGCAAACAACAAGCCGUGGCUGAAGCUGAACAGAAACGUCAAGCUACAGUAGCCGAGGAUCAAACAGUCAGAGACGACGAUCUUAUUGAGAUAACAGUUCCGCAACCCAAACCACCUGUGGCACCACAACGAAAAGUUGAGGCGUCUCCGCAAAAAGUA
Ostertagia ostertagi is the source of this 966-nucleotide messenger RNA. The record is from the annotation of a GenBank genome assembly. NCBI's taxonomy places the organism in Eukaryota, Metazoa, Nematoda, Chromadorea, Rhabditida, Trichostrongylidae.